UCUCUGGAAUGGACUGUCACGUAUAUUACGGCAUACAUCGACGAUGUGUUUUAAGGAAGAAGACUUGGAUCUUAAAUUUCUCAGUGUUCUUUCUCCAUAUCUUUACAUCUUCGAGAGCAUUGGAUGUUAGUCAAUACGGAGCGAUUGGAGAUGGAGUUACAGACGAUUCUCAGGCGUUCUUGAAAGCCUGGGAAGCUGUCUGUAUCGGGACAGGGGAUGGGCAGCUUAUCGUUCCGGCAGGGAUGACAUUUGUGUUACAGCCCUUGAAGUUUCAAGGUUCUUGCAAAUCGACCCCUAUUGUUGUUCAGAUUUUGGGCAAUAUGGUUGCAUCAAGUAGAGGGAAUUGGGAAGGAGACAAAGACCAAUGGAUUCUCUUCUCAGACAUAGAAGGGCUCGUGGUUGAAGGCAACGGCGUAAUUAACGGCCAGGGUUCGAGCUGGUGGGAACACAAAGGCAGUUCUAGACCAACCGCAUUGAAGUUCAAGAGCUGCAACAACCUUAGACUAAGUGGACUAACGCACGUAGAUAGUGCAAAGGCUCACAUUCAUAUAAACAAUUGCAACGGUGUGAGCAUCUCAAAUCUCCGGAUAAAUGCACCGGAGUCAAGUCCUAACACUGAUGGAAUCGACGUCGCUGCUUCAUCCAAUGUUAUCAUCCAGGAUUGCGUAAUCGCCACAGGUGACGAUUGCAUUGCGAUAAACUCGGGGACGUCUAACAUCAGAGUUUCCGGUAUAGAUUGCGGACCAGGCCAUGGAAUAAGCAUAGGAAGCUUGGGAAAAGAUGGAGAGACAGCUUCAGUGGAGGAUAUAUGUGUCCAAAACUGUAACUUUAGAGGAACUACGAAUGGGGCUCGGAUCAAAACCUGGCCGGGAGGAUCAGGUUACGCAAGAAGGAUUACUUUCAGUGGAAUUACUCUAGAUAACGUGGAAAACCCGAUCAUAAUCGAUCAGCAUUACAACAAUGGAGGUUCUGAGAAAAAUACAGAUGAUAAGUCAUCGGCGGUUGAAGUAAGCAAAGUCGUGUAUAGUAAUUUCGUGGGGACGUCCAAGUCAGAGUACGGAGUUGACUUUAGGUGUAGCGCGGCUGUACCAUGCACAGAAAUUUUUAUGAAAGAUGUGAGAAUAGAAACACCAUCAUCAGGAUCAGGACAAGUCGCGCAAGGACAGUGCUUAAACGUGAGAGGUGUGUCCACACUUGCCGUACCAGGUUUAGAAUGUUUAGCACUUUCCACAGAUAUGUUAUCAUCGGCGGAGUUGCCGGAACGAACUUGUAUGUUGCCGCAACCAUCAGUGCAACCAAGUACACGACCGAUGCAAGAUCCAUUUUGGGUUUAUGGAAGCGGAGGGAAACGACUCAGAGUUUUUGAUGUAGUAUUAACUUCAUUUAUAUUUGUCGUUUUAUAUAUGUAUUAGGUUAUUGUUGGCAAAUAAGGAUCAUUU
Messenger RNA from Brassica oleracea var. oleracea, 1439 nucleotides. RefSeq names its product probable polygalacturonase At3g15720. The coding region runs from base 9 to 1412 and encodes 467 amino acids. Gene Ontology annotation, biological process: carbohydrate metabolic process. Lineage: Eukaryota; Viridiplantae; Streptophyta; Magnoliopsida; Brassicales; Brassicaceae. The transcript has 9 exons. Gene Ontology annotation, molecular function: polygalacturonase activity. The record is from RefSeq and is a predicted model, not a curated record.